This is a messenger RNA of Exophiala bonariae, 2160 nucleotides long. RefSeq lists its product as uncharacterized. The coding region runs from base 1 to 2160 and encodes 719 amino acids. The transcript has 3 exons. Gene Ontology annotation, biological process: glucan catabolic process. The record is from RefSeq and is a predicted model, not a curated record. Gene Ontology annotation, molecular function: hydrolase activity, hydrolyzing O-glycosyl compounds. Lineage: Eukaryota; Fungi; Ascomycota; Eurotiomycetes; Chaetothyriales; Herpotrichiellaceae.
AUGCCUUCCUCAUCACUCUUUCUGAGGUCGAGCACCACACUCGUUUCCAUUUUGUCUUUGGCUUCUUUUUCUGUAUCUUCGGUUAUUCCCUCCACUUUCGGAGCUGUUCCCGAGACUUAUUAUGCCCUCGAUUCGGACUACUCCGGUGAUUCUUUCUUUAAUGGUUUCAGGUUCAAUUCAGAUGCCGAUCUCACGCAUGGUUUCGUCACAUACGUUGACAAAGACACCGCUUUCAAGAGUGGCCUCGCUUCCUUGAGCGGUGGCUCGGUCCAACUAAGGGCUGAUGCGAAGAAUAAAUAUGAUGGCUAUGCCGAUUACUGGCUGAAGAAUGGUGUCGGUCGUCCAUCGGUUAGGAUUGAGACCAACAAACAAUGGACUCAUGGUCUCUUCAUCGCCGACAUCAAGCAUGCGCCAACCACCUCAACAACUGAAGGCUGUGGAACCUGGCCAGCAUUUUGGACAUUAGGCGAUGGUGACUGGCCGGACAAUGGUGAAAUUGACAUCUUCGAGGGAGCAAAUAAUCAGGGGUUAUGCCUCUCUGCGCUCCACACUGCCAAAAAAUUCACCGUCAACCAAAGCCCGUCCGAGCAAAGUGGUAAACCAAACGGCAACGACUGUCAAUACUAUGAAGGGCAGGCCAACUCAAAUGGUGCUGGUUGCGCCUCUUUCGAUCAACGCUCUGCCAGUUACGGACCGGAUUUCAAUGCUAUUGGUGGUGGAGUGUACGCUAUGCAGUGGGAAUCGGAUGCCAUCAAGAUCUGGUUUUUCCCAAGAUCAGAGAUUCCCUCCGACAUUUCUUCCGGAAAACCUGAACCUGACACGUGGGGAAUCCCAUCGUCAAUUUUCAAUGGCCCAAAUGCCAACGUUGAUGCCAACUUCAAGAACAACAGAAUCAUCUUCGACAACACAUUCUGCGGUGAUUUUGGUGAUGCCACAUGGAACAAUGGGUGUUCUGCUAUCACGGGUCAACAGAAAUGCUCUGUCUUUGUGGGAAGCAAUCCAUCCGAGUUCUCUGAGACCUACUGGGAUAUCUCCUAUGUCAGAGUUUACCAGACCAAGGAGAAGCCUCAAAUUACCACCACUACAACUACUACAACUACUACUACAACUACCACCACAACUACAACAAGUACCACCACCACAGGAGCCACAACAACAACAACCUCCGCUUAUGUGAGCCCUACGACAACCACGACUUCCUCCGUUGUUGCUAUUCCCACUACAAGCACCACUUCUGCAGUUCAUACGAGCGCAACUCUUCCUCCCGUCAUUACCACAUCGAGUCCUGCUCAGCCAUCGUCAACAACCUCCUCAUAUUCACACCCUGGCUUCCCUGGAACCUCAUCCUCGGUCUCUUCAGCUUCGUCCUCCGAUUCUUCCACUGCAGCAACUUCCUUGGUCUCGUCUUCUUGGACCCACUCCUUCGGUGGACACCCAAGCAGCAGCACCAGCUCUGUUUCAACCACCACCAAGACUGGCUCUCCUGCAGGCACCACCUCGAUCGAUCAACCAUGGCUCGACUGGACUAGCUCGUCCACAACUACAAAACCCGUUAGUCCGGCCACAACCAGCGUUGCUCCGUGGGAGGACUGGACCUCCUCGACCAGCUCAAGCAAAUCUGUUAGCCCUGUGAAGAGCACUUCGACCACCAUUGAUCCGUGGCUGGAUUGGACUUCUUCCACAACCAGCACUACCAAGGCUGCAGUCAAGACUACCAGCGUUGAUCCCAGCUGGAAUGAAUGGGAACAUGCCACAAGCAGCAGCAAGACCACCACCAAGCCGGUCUCCCCUGCUACAAGUACCAGCGCAAGCUCUGCAUAUACCUGGAGCGAUUGGGUUGCCUCAAGCAGCAGCAGCAGUAGCAGCAGCAGUAGCAGUAGCAGUAGCAGCAGCAGCAGCCCUGCGGCACCCACAUCGACCUCUUCAGCAGGCCAUCAAGGAAGCUGGCCAGCUCCCACCCCAACGGUAACCGUCCAGACAACUUACACAGUGGCUCCUGUGGCACCACAAUCCACAGCCGUUGCACCCGUACAAUCCUACACGGGAACGGGCGUGAAGCCAGCAGUUGCUACAUACACCGGCGCUGCAAAUCGUGCCCAGCUUAAUAGCUUCGCAUUAACUGCUGCUGGAAUUGUGGCAGUUGCCGUGUUUGCUUUUUAG